This is a messenger RNA of Camarhynchus parvulus, 3726 nucleotides long. RefSeq names its product homeobox A2 (gene HOXA2). Gene Ontology annotation, molecular function: DNA binding; DNA-binding transcription factor activity, RNA polymerase II-specific. The record is from RefSeq and is a predicted model, not a curated record. The coding region runs from base 1722 to 2858 and encodes 378 amino acids. Gene Ontology annotation, biological process: regulation of DNA-templated transcription. Lineage: Eukaryota; Metazoa; Chordata; Aves; Passeriformes; Thraupidae. The transcript has 2 exons.
CGGUUGCCGACCCCUGUUUGGCAACUCCGAAAAUAAAGCGAGACGGCACCUCAUCGCGUUGGCGAUGGUUCCUGGCUCCUGGAGGACGCGGAGAGCGGCUCGGAAGCGCCUUGCCCCGGCCCCCGGCGCACCCCACCCCGCCGUGCACCCCGGGUUCCGCGGGCAAGCAAGCCCCGUCCGGGCUGUCUAGGGCGGCUGUGACCAUAGGAUUCAUCGGGUUGGUGAUUGUGGCCAUCAUUGUCAUCAUUCUCCCUGUCGCCUCAGUAUGGCUGGAAAAUUAUGCCAAAAGCAUCCAAAUUCGGGACUUGCCUCGACCUGGCAGGGGUGACUGGAGGCGGCGGCGGCAGGAGCCAAGCAUCGGAGGCGAGUGCCGUCUCUCAAGUCAGAACCCCGCAGCAUUUUCGCUCUGUCUGGCCCCUUGAAAACAAACCCGCUACCAGCCCAUAUAUUUCCUGGUAAUCGAAAAUACUCACCAGACCCAGCCUACUACGGUUAUUAAGCAAAUUAUGCCAGCAGACGGGAGUAUCGUUUGCAAGCUAAGGCACGGGAUAUAUACUUUUUUUUAAAGAGGCAACAGCCAGACGCGCUUGCAGCCUCGCGAUUUGGCUCGCCCAGAGAGGUUCUCCUAGGGUUAUGUGUUACGGUCCAAUCCCGGGAAGCCAACUGGAGAGGGAAGUCAUGAAGCGCCAGGGCUGCUGCCUAUGUGACUCUUCCCCUCGAAGCAAGGUUGCUGAGGAAGAUCCUGAUAAACAAUGGCUCAGCACCGGCGACCGAUUGCUCUCCAUACUGUAUACCCGAUAGCCGCCAAAAAAAAAAAAAAAAAAAAGAGGAAAAAAGGAAAAAAAAGAAAGAAAAAUCAAACAAGAACACAAAGCCAAAUAAACAAACAGAAAAUACAAAGGAGCCCACUGAGGCUGCGUCGGGAAGGAGAAACUAGUUUUGGAGGAAGUGCUAUUCCUAGGAAAAAUUCAAGACCCUCUGCUUCAGACUCCUGCCUGGGUGCAACUUCUUAUGCGGGGGCCUGACGGUGUCAAAACUUUGAAGAUUAAUGGAUUACUUUGUUAAUGACUCAAGGCGUCAGAUUGAGGUGCUUAAAUGAUUUGUGAGGUGCAAAGCGUUUUCCUGACAGUCCCAAACAAUGAGAGAAGAGUGUGCGGGUGGAUGCGAGGAAGGCAGCAGGCUGCAGGACAAGCAGCCACACACACACACACACACACACACACACACACACACACACACACACACACACUCGCAGCCUCUCUCACAAACAUAUCCACGCACACGCACCCUCCUCCCCACCCCCGAUCAUUUCAGAUUAGGACGCCAAGGGGAUAGAUACUCGAGAUAUCAUUUCCCCCUUUAAAAAAAGUGUAAAUAAAGCCUUUCUGGCCCCCAAUGAGGCGUUCCUUCCCGACUUUUUUGGAUCAAUCAAACAGACAGUGGCUUCUUUUGAUUAAAGCCCAAAUUGUCAUUGGGCAGAGGCAAUCAUGUGACAGCCAAUUCGGUCCAAUUUCAACCUUGUCUCCAUGAAUUCAAUAGUUUAAUAGUAGCACGGUCCCCAUACGGCUGUAAUCAGUGAAUUAGAAAAAAAACACCCCACCAGCGAUCUUCUAUGCUAUAUUUUUUUCUCCUCUCUCUCCUUUUUCCUGGGCCUUCCCCUCCCCCCGAGGCCCCUGAAUCCGAGGGAACUUUUUCUCCGCGGGGGCUGCCAGUUGAAGGCCAUGAAUUUCGCAUUUGAGCGAGAGAUCGGUUUUAUCAAUAGCCAGCCAUCGCUUGCUGAGUGCCUGACAUCUUUUCCCCCUGUCGGUGAUACAUUUCAAAGUUCAUCAAUCAAGAACUCGACGCUUUCACACUCGACACUGAUUCCUCCUCCUUUCGAGCAGACCAUCCCCAGCCUGAACCCCGGCAGCCACCCUCGCCACAGCGGCGGCGGUCGCCCCAAGGCGAGCCCCCGCGGCCGCAGCUGCAGCCCGGGCCCCGCCGGCGCCCCGCCGCCCCCGGAGUACCCCUGGAUGAAAGAGAAAAAGGCGUCCAAGCGAUCCGCGCUGCCGCCCGCUUCGGCCUCCGCCUCAGCUGCUGGACCUGCCUGCCUCAGCCACAAAGACCCCCUUGAAAUCCCCGAUAGCGGUAGCGGUGGAUCUAGGCGCCUGAGGACGGCUUACACCAACACCCAGCUUUUGGAGCUAGAGAAAGAAUUUCAUUUCAACAAGUAUCUCUGUAGACCAAGGAGGGUUGAGAUUGCAGCCUUGCUGGAUCUGACUGAGAGACAAGUCAAAGUCUGGUUCCAGAACAGGAGGAUGAAGCACAAGAGACAGACCCAGUGCAAGGAGAAUCAAAACAGCGAGGGGAAAUUUAAGAACCUAGAGGACCCCGAAAAAGCAGUGGACGAGGAAGAAGAGGAGGAGGAGGAGAAAUCCCUCUUCGAGCAAGCCCUCAGCAACGUCUCCGGCGCUCUCCUGGAGCGGGAAGGCUACGCUUUCCAGCAGAAUGCCCUCUCCCAGCAGCAGGCGCAGAAUGCGCACAAUGGCGAAUCCCAAACUUUCCCCGUUUCGCCUUUAACGAGCAAUGAGAAAAAUCUGAAACAUUUUCAACAUCAGUCACCCACUGUUCAAAACUGCCUCUCAACAAUGGCCCAGAACUGUGCAGCUGGCCUGAACAAUGACAGUCCUGAGGCCCUAGAUGUCCCUUCUUUACAGGACUUUAACGUUUUCUCCACAGAUUCCUGCCUACAGCUUUCAGAUGCAGUUUCCCCCAGUUUGCCAGGAUCUCUGGACAGUCCCGUAGAUAUCUCUGCUGACAGUUUUGACUUUUUUACAGACACACUCACCACAAUUGACUUGCAGCAUCUAAAUUACUAAGAAAUUAAAGAAGUCCUCUCCAAGGGUCCUGCUUUCUCCUCCUUAUUCUUCUUAUUUUUUUCCCCCAGUGAAUUAAUUUUAUGCUUCCCCUCCCAUUCCCUCUUCACUAUUUUCUGUUUGUUACUUCCCUCUGAUAUGCCAUUUUGCCGUUUCUUAUGAAGUUUUAGUUGUGUUCAAUUUUAACCUAGCCACAUUCUAGGUCCUUCUAUGAAAGCAAUAUAUGAGGUCUGUAAGAAAGUGAUCAUAUAGGAAUGUAUCUUCACUUUCUUUUUAUUUUUGUAUUACAUUAGGAUGCGUUGUCAUAAGUAUUUUUGGUAGAAUAAAUUCUUGUUUGCUACAAGGAGCUUUCUCUUUUUUCUUUCCCUUUCUCCUCUCUUUCUCUCUGCUUUCAAGAUGAAUAACAUGACGGGUAUCUCUCCCCAUCCCUUCCACUAUUAAUUUACUAAUAAUCAAAAUCCAACCUUCUGACAAUGAGGUCUUCCCUUUUGGCAAUUUAGGACACUCGUUAGAGAGGAAAAAUCUUUCAUUUUCUUUAUUAUAAGGAUUCUCAUAAGGGAAGGAAAAAAAACCAAAAAAAUUAAAACCGUUCACAGAUUUGAUGGAGAUUUGUUCCUUUUAAUGUAUAAAUGUGGCAUCUUAUCUCUGUGAGGAUACAAAGCUUGGAAAUCCUGAGCUGUAACAAAAGCAUGAACGAGGACUUUCUCUGUUACAGGCAGAACGUAACAGAGAGUCAGUAGGAUAAGCAUCUCCUGCAGAAACCAGCCUGUUACAUGAACGAAAGGUGCUUUAAAAAAAUUAAAAUAAUCCAGUUUUUCUAGAAAGUAGUGCUUAGCAGCCAGCAAGAUAUUUCAGAAAACGUAUCCUAAAA